AUGCCAGUUCUGGAUGGGCUUCGACACGGCGAGCCGGUCGAUGGCAGUCCCAGCUCCCACGUAAAUGGGUUUGACGCACGUUCGGAAAAUGUCAGUCAUGCUGCUCCGCGACAGAAAAUCGUCGUGGUCGGGUUGGGCAUGGUGGCUAUUUCCUUCAUUGAGAAAGUGAUCAAGCAGGACACAGAGCGAAAAUACGACAUUGUUGUCAUUGGAGAGGAGUCUCAUGUUGCAUACAACCGAGUCGGCCUCUCGUCGUUUUUCGAGCACCGCAAGAUUGAGGAUCUAUACCUCAACCCUAAAGAAUGGUACGGGUCAUUCAAAGAGCGAACAUUCGACCAUCAUCUCAACACGCGAGUCACCGCGAUCAAUCCCACCACCAAGACUGUCCAGACAUCCACGGGCGAUAACGUCUCGUAUGACAUCCUAGUUCUCGCCACAGGGUCCGAUGCCGUGCUGCCAACAAAUACCCCAGGCCACGAUGCCAAGGGGAUCUUCGUCUACCGAACCAUCUCUGAUCUCGAGCGCCUGAUCGACUUCGCAUCCCAGCACAAGGGCGAGACAGGCGUGACAGUAGGAGGCGGACUUCUGGGCCUCGAAGCCGCCAAGGCGAUGACGGACCUAGAGGAUUUUGGGAAUGUGAAACUCAUUGACCGCAACAAGUGGGUACUGGCACGACAACUUGACGGGGAUGCGGGGACUUUGGUGACUCGCAAGAUCCAGGAGCUGGGCCUGGAUGUCUUGCACCAGAAGCGAGUGGCGGCGAUUAACACCGAUUCCGAGAAUAAUGUCACUGGGAUGACAUUCGAAGACGGGGAACAUAUCGAUUGCUGUUGCAUCUGCUUCGCAAUUGGAGUGAAGCCUCGCGACGAACUGGGCUCUCAAGCUGGCAUCAAAUGUGCUGAACGAGGAGGCUUUGCGAUUGAUGAGAGCUUACGAACUUCUGUUCCGGAUAUAUACGCCGUCGGGGAAUGUGCCAGCUGGGAGAAUCAGACAUUUGGUAUCAUUGCUCCCGGUAUUGAGAUGGCCGACGUACUGGCCUUCAAUCUGACAAACCCGACCAAGCAACCCAAGGGCUUCACCCGGCCAGAUCUCAGCACGAAACUUAAACUGCUCGGUGUUGAUGUGGCCAGUUUUGGAGACUUCUUCGCCGACCGAGAUGGUCCCAAGUUCCUUCCAGGUCGACGGCCCUUGACUGCUCCUGGUCUGGGGGCAGAUGGUGCUCGAGAGAAAGAACCUCCUGUGAAGGCUUUAACCUACAAGGAUCCCUUUGGUGGAGUGUACAAGAAGUAUCUCUUCACCAUGGACGGCAAAUUCCUCCUCGGGGGUAUGAUGAUUGGAGACACGAAGGACUACCUCAAGCUGAACCAGAUGGUCAAGGCCCAGAAGGAGUUGGAUGUUCCUCCAAGUCAAUUUAUUCUCGGCUCUCAGAAAGACGGCGAAGAGAAUACAGAUGAUCUUGACGAUAGUACUCAGAUAUGCUCAUGUCACAACGUGACCAAAGGCGACGUCGUCGAGAAUGUCAAGAGCGGCACAUGCAAGUCGAUUGGCGAGGUCAAGUCUUGCACCAAGGCAGGAACCGGCUGCGGUGGCUGCAUGCCGCUGGUGCAGUCGAUCUUCAACAAAACCCUAUUAGAUAUGGGACAAGAAGUCACAAACUACUUGUGCUCGCAUAUUCCAUACUCCCGAGCCGACCUAUACAACAUCGUAGCGGUCAAGCAGCUUAAGACCUUCGUGGAUGUCAUGAAAGCCGCCGGGAAGAACCCAGACUCUCUUGGAUGCGAGCUGUGCAAGCCCGCCAUUGCAUCGAUUUUGUCCAGUUUGUUCAAUCCGCACAUCAUGGACAAGGGGUUCAACGACCUCCAGGACACGAACGACAAGUUUCUUGCCAAUAUCCAGCGAAAUGGCACAUUCUCGGUCGUACCUCGUGUUCCGGGCGGAGAGAUCACUGCAGACAAGCUCAUUGCAAUUGGCUCUGUGGCAAAGAAAUAUGGAUUGUACUGCAAGAUCACCGGCGCCCAACGUAUCGACAUGUUCGGGGCCAAAAAGCAGGACCUUCUCAAUAUCUGGACGGAGCUUGUGGAUGCUGGCAUGGAAAGUGGACAUGCCUAUGCCAAGGCACUUCGGGCAAUCAAGAGCUGUGUUGGGACCACAUGGUGCCGGUUUGGGGUUGGAGACAGUGUCGGCAUGGCGAUCCGGCUCGAAGAGAGAUACAAGAGUAUUCGUGCACCACACAAAUUCAAGGGAGCAGUCUCUGGCUGUGUGCGAGAAUGUGCCGAGGCUCAAAACAAGGAUUUCGGGUUGAUUGCUACUGAAAAAGGCUUCAACAUCUUCGUGGGAGGCAACGGAGGUGCUAAACCCAGACACUCGGAGCUCUUGGUCACAGAUGUGCCACCAGAAAUGGUGAUGCCCAUCAUCGACCGCUAUCUGAUCUUCUACAUCCGAACCGCCGAUAAGCUCCAACGAACAGCUCGGUGGAUCGAGAACCUCCCCGGCGGGAUCAGCUAUCUAAAAGAGGUGAUUCUUGACGACAAGCUGGGGAUCUGCGCAGACAUGGAAAGGCAAAUGCAGGAGCUCGUGGGGAGUUAUUUCUGCGAGUGGACCGAAACACUCCGGAACCCGAAGCGGCGCAAGUUCUUCCAGCAAUUCUCCAACACGGACGAGACCGUCGAGACCGUCGAAGUCAUUCACGAGCGAUCGCAGCAGCGCCCCACGUACUGGGCCAAGGACUCUGCCCAAGAAGAUUUCAAGGGCCACCAGUGGUCCAGCCUCGCGUGGCAGCCGGUUGUCCGCGCGGACCAUUUCUCUGACGAGCCGCCGCAGGUAUCAUCGGCCAACGUCAAGCGCGGAGACACACAGCUGGCAGUGUUCAAGAUCAAGGGCCGGUACUACGCGACGCAGCAGAUGUGCCCCCACAAGCGGGCGUUUGUUCUCUCUGAUGGCUUGGUCGGCGAUGACGACGCCGGCAAAUACUGGGUCUCUUGUCCCUACCACAAGCGCAACUUUGAUCUUAAUGGCGAGCAGGCUGGGCGCUGCUCGAAUGAUGAGAGCAUGAAUAUUGCUACUUUCCCCGUGGAGGAGCGGGAUGACGGAUGGAUCUACAUGAAGCUACCUCCUGUCGAGGAACUCGAUUCGGUGCUGGGGAUGGAGAAAUGGAAGGUCAGGAAGGGGGAGGCGCCGGAUCCCUUUCACAAGGUGGACAAUAAUUUCAAAGGAAUGAGAGGAAAGAAGGUUGCCAAUGGUGACGCGACGCGGAAAUCACCAGUUCAGCCAGCCAACGGCAUUGACUGGUAG
This is a messenger RNA of Penicillium alfredii, 3291 nucleotides long. RefSeq names its product nitrite reductase niiA (gene niiA). The record is from RefSeq and is a predicted model, not a curated record. NCBI's taxonomy places the organism in Eukaryota, Fungi, Ascomycota, Eurotiomycetes, Eurotiales, Aspergillaceae. The transcript is spliced from 9 exons. The coding region runs from base 1 to 3291 and encodes 1096 amino acids. Gene Ontology annotation, molecular function: 2 iron, 2 sulfur cluster binding; flavin adenine dinucleotide binding; nitrite reductase [NAD(P)H] activity.